AUGACCGCAGCAGCGCAAGGAUCAACGGGCAGUCGGAACGGUGCGAGGAUCGACGAGCGGUCAGGGCACGGCGGGGCCGGUGGAGCUUGGGGCCGGCGGGGGAGCUCAGGGCCGGGGGAGCUCUGGGCGGCUCGGGGUCGGCUGUGUGUGUCAUCCUGGGGGAGCUCGGAGUCUGGGCGCCAUGCGAGCUCAGGGGGCAUGAGGGCACCGGGCGAGGGCUGGCCGCCGGGCAUCAGGGCGAGCGCGUCGGGACGGGCGGGGAAGUGGACGGGCGGGCUCGACAGGACCUCAUGGGAGGGGGGACGACGAGCAGGGUGGCAGCGGCGUACCUCAAAUACCACUAGAUGCCUGAACCUGACAUCCUACAACUACCUCGGUUUUGCUGCAGCAGAUGAGUACUGCAUUCCACGCGUUGUCGAGUCUCUCAAGAAAUACUCAGCAAGCACCUGCAGUGGUCGUGUCGAGGGCGGCACAACCAAGCUUCACACUGAGCUGGAGGAGCUGGUUGCACGUUUUGUUGGAAAGCCUGCUGCUGUCCUAUUUGGCAUGGGCUAUGUUACAAACUCUGCCACCAUUCCCUGCCUAAUUGGAAAGGGUGGGCUGAUAAUUAGUGACUCUCUGAACCACAACUCAAUUGUCAAUGGCGCAAGAGGAUCUGAUGCAACUGUUAGGGUUUUCCAGCAUAACUCCCCUGCUAAUCUGGAAAAGGUCCUGAGAGAGCAGGUAGCUGGUGGUCAGCCACAGACACGCAGAGCAUGGAAGAAGAUCAUUAUCAUUGUUGAGGGUAUCUACAGCAUGGAAGGGGAGCUGUGUAAACUCCCUGAAAUCAUAGCUGUUUGCAAGAAAUACAAGGAUAUAAUUCAGCACCUGAAGCAGAGUUGUCCAGCUUAUCUGUAUGCUACUUCCAUGUCACCGCCAGCAGUGCAACAAGUUAUCUCUGCUAUUAAAGUUAUCCUUGGGGAGGAUGGCUCCAACAGAGGUGUCCAAAAACUUGCGUGCAUCCGUGAAAGCAGUAAUUUCUUCAGGUCAGAGCUCAAGAAGAUGGGGUUUGAGGUUCUUGGUGACAAUGACUCUCCUGUCAUGCCUAUAAUGCUCUACAAUCCGGCUAAGAUUCCUGAAUUUUCUAGGGAGUGUUUUAGACAAAAGGUUGCUGUUAUUACUGUGGCAUUUCCUGUGACACCCCUUCUUCUUGCAAGAGCACGUAUCUGCAUUUCUGCUUCACACACUAGGGAAGACCUGAUGAAAGCUCUUGAUGUUAUCAGCAGAGUCGGUGAUCUUGUGGGCAUCAAAUAUUUCCCUGCAGAACCACCAAAGAUUCCCGAAGCUGAUGCUGAAAUUACCUCAUGA
This is a messenger RNA of Miscanthus lutarioriparius, 1347 nucleotides long. Lineage: Eukaryota; Viridiplantae; Streptophyta; Magnoliopsida; Poales; Poaceae. The record is from the annotation of a GenBank genome assembly.